This is a messenger RNA of Magnolia sinica, 1680 nucleotides long. RefSeq names its product basic leucine zipper 61-like. The transcript is spliced from 4 exons. Gene Ontology annotation, molecular function: DNA binding; DNA-binding transcription factor activity. Gene Ontology annotation, biological process: positive regulation of DNA-templated transcription. Gene Ontology annotation, cellular component: nucleus. The record is from RefSeq and is a predicted model, not a curated record. NCBI's taxonomy places the organism in Eukaryota, Viridiplantae, Streptophyta, Magnoliopsida, Magnoliales, Magnoliaceae. The coding region runs from base 386 to 1225 and encodes 279 amino acids.
ACCGUUGAGCUCCAACCCCUCCCACAGCUGUAGCUAGCUGUCUCCUCUCCUUCCCAUGUGACCCCCUUCCAAUACCUCUCUCUCUCUCUCUCUCUCUCUCUCUCAAAAAGCACCCCUCAAAGAAAAAAAGAAAAAUGCCCAUAUAGAAGAACAUACACCAAAGAAAAUGGUGUGAAGGAGAUAGGAAAGAGAUUCCAACCAUUUGCAUUUUUCAAAUCCAUAAUGUAUGUGAUGUUGUAUGUGGUGUAGAGCACAUACUUUCAUUCAUUCAUUCAUUCAUUCACCUCUUUAACAAGAUUCAGUAGAGGAGCAUUCUCUUGUAUUUGUGUUUGUGGCUUCUUCUUUUUUUCUUCUGAGUGUUUGGUUCUUUAAAUUCUUCUACGUUAUGGCACAAUUGCCACCCAAGAUCCCAAACAUGGCACCCAACUGGACCAAUUUCCCUCACCAAAGAGCUCCUUCUGUAGGCAACUUGCUGCCCAACCCCACCCACCAGCAACCCUCUUGGGUAGACGAGUUCCUCGACUUUUCCUCUGCGAAGCGCGGGUCCCAUCGCAGGUCAGUCAGCGACUCGAUCGCAUUCCUGGAAGCUCCGCUCGAUGAAGAAUGCCAGCCCGCAGACAACGAGUUCGAGAGGCUGGACGACGAGCAGCUCAUGUCCAUGUUCUCCGAUGACAUAUCUGCCGCGGCACCUGCCAUGGUAUCCACAUCCAACCCAUCCACACCAUCGGACCACAACAGCAUCAACGACGAGAAACCCACACCGUCGGAUCAGCAGCUGAGGAAUGAAGGGGAGGUGCAGAGCUCGUGCAAGUCGGAGCCGCAGGUCACCACUGCGCCUACACCCACCAGCAGUGAUCCCAUCAUUGAUCCCAAGAGGGUCAAGAGGAUCUUAGCCAACCGACAAUCUGCACAAAGAUCACGAGUGAGGAAGCUGCAAUACAUAUCGGAGCUUGAACGUAGCGUCACGUCGUUGCAGACGGAAGUAUCGGCAUUGUCUCCUCGGGUCGCAUUUCUCGAUCAUCAGCGAUUAGUUCUUAAUGUGGACAACAGUGCUCUUAAGCAGCGAAUUGCCGCCCUUGCUCAAGAUAAGAUUUUCAAGGAUGCACACCAGGAAGCGCUGAAGAAGGAAAUAGAGAGACUGAGGCAAGUAUAUCAUCAGCAAAACCUUAAGAAAAUGGGCGGCACUCCCUCAGAGCUAUGUACGGACAAGGAGCUUCUUAACUAAGAGAGAGGGAGAGAGGGAGAGAGCCUGGUGGGAUAUGUGUGUGUGGUGGUGGUGCUUGCCACUAAUUGAGACGGUCACGUGGAUGGUACCUUGAGUGGGCCCCACCACUAAGGUGGCAGAAGGAAUUGUUUGUUUAUUAGGGGAAGGGGUGUUUGGAAGGGUGGUGGGUAUUUUCAUCCAUUCUUUUUGUAUUUUAUCCAUUCUAUUUCAUUUUAUGUAUCUUGUUUCUCUUGGGAAGGGUGGUGGUGUGUUGUAGGUUAGAAGGGUGUUUCAUGUCUGACUGUUGUACCAUUUCUUGUGUUUUUUUCUUUGGGGGAAAUAAUGUUGUGCAUUUGGGGUUCUCUUUUCAAGAACAAGGUACUUAAAAAGGGGGGAAAAAUUCCACCUCUUAAGUUAUGUUCAGCUGUACAUGUGAAUUGGGUUCAUUUCUAUUAAACCUUAGGGAUCAUUUGGCA